Musa acuminata AAA Group (dessert banana) is the source of this 1732-nucleotide messenger RNA. RefSeq lists its product as uncharacterized. The transcript has a single exon. Bases 911 to 1471 code for a protein of 186 amino acids. The record is from RefSeq and is a predicted model, not a curated record. NCBI's taxonomy places the organism in Eukaryota, Viridiplantae, Streptophyta, Magnoliopsida, Zingiberales, Musaceae.
UGCUUUGAGUUUUUUUUCCUGUGCAUAUGCAAUUUAUUUGAAAAAAAAGAAAGAAGAAUGAUCAUUGAGCUUUUAAGUAAACUAUGGUGUAAUAGUAGUUAUUUCUUUGUAACAUAUGUGAUAUAAGGAUAUGAUUGUAGAUUCUUGGGAAAUUAUAUGGUAGGAAGGGUGAGGAUUGUGAUGGGCACAAAUGUCUUGGAUAAUUAGGGUUUGAGUAAUAAAAAUUAAUCAAGUAAAUAUGUAUUAGACUUUUUAACUUAAUUUAAAUUUAGAAAGAUAAAUACAAAAAUCACUUAUAUUCAGCAAUUUUUUUGCUUUUUAAUACAUUUGAUUUCUAAAGAUGUAAGUAGUUGGGACUUUCAACUCACUGGAAUCAUAUAUAGAGAAAUGGCUUCUCUAUAUAUGAUUUGGGCUUCAUUAGAGUAUUUUUGAUGAACUCUUAAUCAUAAAUUGUUAGAGCCCCCCCAAUCCAUUCAAAUUAGAUACAAAAUAGAACAUAAAUUGUUGUACCACUGAGAUAUGAAUACAUUUCUCCUCUAAUUUGGACAAUGCCACAACACACUCGGAGAUAUUUCGCUGGUUAUUUGGAUUUUGAUGGCCACACAUUUAAGGCAACGCCUCGCUUCCAUCCGUCUCUGGGACCGGGUCGAAUCGAGAGAGACUAAGAAACGGGGGAUCGACCGGGUUCUGCGGCCAAUAGCUCGCAUCGCCCAUCUCCUGACCGGACCGGGCCUGACCUUUUAAUUGGAGCCCGACCGCCCAAACCCCGUCACCGUUGUCCCCUCCGGGAGGUCACCCGACCCCCUCCCGUUCCGUUCUAGAGAUUCUGGAACCUUCUUCGCUCCAAGGAAGCAGGAGGAGGACGUCUGGAUCGCCGACGAUGACAGCCAGCCUCCCGUGAUUUGAUCGGAUGGCACGGGUUAACGCGCAUCGCAGGCUUCUGCCCUCGUCCCCGCCGGUGACGCCGAGGGCUGGGGUCGCCCCGUCGGCGGCGGGCAUCCCGGUGGCCCCCAACCGGAAGCACCCGGUGAUCCUGAAGCAGCCGACGCGUCCGGGGGCGCGGUGCGCGGAGGUGGCCGGGGGCACGGCGGCGGACUGCGUCGCCGUGUGCUGCUUGGGUCCCUGCUUGGUGGUGAACCUCCUGGUGCUGACUGCGGUACGGCUGCCUGCGGUGGCCUGCCGCCGGGCGCUGCGGGCUCGGGAGAAGCGGAGGCAGAGGGCCAGGAAGCGGAAGGAGAAGGCGCUGCUGGGGCCGAAGGCCGGUUUCGGAGGGGACGGGUCUUCCUCCGACGCGCAGGAGGACUCGAACGGAGACGUGGAUGGGCUUCGCCGGGAGGCUGGGCCAUCGCCGGUGGAGUUGGAGAGGGAGAUGUUGGCGCAGUUCCACGGCAUGGGGUUUUGGCGGAGCCCGUCCAACGGCGACCGGGCGCCGACUUAUGAUGACGGCGCCUGUAACGUCAGCCAACGGUGACGGUGUAACGAUUAUUUCGACGGUUUCCGUCUCUGCUUCACUUUGCCGUCAAUGCUCCGUUAGGCUGCAGCGAACUGGGCCAGGUGGUGGUGAUUAUUUAUUAUUCUCUAUCUUUUCAUUGAAGGAUUAAAUGGAUGUAAAAUAUCACAAACAUGGUAUUUAUAUGAUUCGGAUUAAAUGUGCCAAAAAGAAGAUGGAAAUGGGUUUGAUGGUAUUAAUUUUAGUUGAAAAAGUUUAAUUUGAUGAAAUUGUUGGGGAUCA